GAGGAGGGAUAGGGUUGACUUACGACCUUGCUUCUGGUAAUCGGUGUCUCAGUCUCUGAACCCUGGUAAAGACGCGGAGAGACAAGAGAAUUGAAGAAAUGGGUAAACAAGAGAAGGAGCGAUUGAAUCAGAUACUAAUCCACCACCUCAACUCCAUCCAUGAAACCUUCCAGGUUUUGGAUCAAUCUCCUCCAUCUUCACUUGAGAAAGUAAGCUGGGAUGACGUCGUCAAAAUGGGACAACAGCUCUAUAAACAGGCCACUACGGUUGGAAUGCUUUGGAGUGGAGAAGGUCCGGAUGCGAAGUCACUUGAGGAGAGCAUGGGGGCAUAUUCUAAUUUGCUACAGGGCUUCCUUUUGCUUUCACAUGGAAGUAUGAUCGGUGCAGGAACUACACUUUCUUCUUGCAUCCAUGCAUCCGUUAAGCAGGUUAUAGAUUGCAGCUUUAUGUUGUUGAAGGAGUCGGUUGCUUCCUAUGGAAACAGCAGUAAAGCACAUAAACUCUCGAUUCCGCAGAUCGUAGGCACUGUUUGGGAGGCGUGUUCCGCUCUUAAGAAGACCCCUGGGACAAACAUUACUGCCAUAGGCCGAGCAAUGACUCAAAUAGCCGUGUCCGUAAAAGAUGUCCACCGUGAGAUGAAGGAACUUAAGCCCGCUUCCUCCGACCCAUCCGUCGAGAUUUCCGACAAGGUUCCAAAACCUGAAAACGAUACCCACGACAGCGACAACUCAUCCGACGAAGAAUUAGGCAGUGACUUGUCACCCGAAGAGAUGAAAGUCACUGAAUUGGCCAUUGACGUCGUGUCUGAAACCCUUUCAACAAUCAAAGAAAUUAUUCGCUCAAUCACGGGUCUACUCAAGAAUGCUCAAACUCCAACCGAGAGUAACCAAAUGGUGGAUUCUUUGGAGAGAUUAUUGACCAGCUGUCGAAACAUGGGAUUGCAGAUAGAUGAGAUUGGAGCUUGUCUUUACCCUCCUCAGGAAGUUUCCGCCAUUAAAACCGCUUCGGAGAAAAUGAUGAGCUUCGUUGGUGAAAUGCAGGUAGAACUGGAAAACAUCAAGGGAUCAUCGGACGCUUUUGUUCAUGCGAGUAACGGUUUAAUGAGUUCUUUGAGGCAGCUGGAGUCUGGAUUAGGCUGCUCUUCUGAUGAUGAACUUGCGAGUGAAAUGAAGAACCUUGAUGUUGACGGUUAGACAUAGAUUCAUCCAUCUGGUAUUAAACGGAGUCUUUUGAACCGAAGUUCAUAUGUUCAAUUUUUUUUUUAAAUACCGUGGAUGUUGAGGCUAACUUGCUGAUGAAUGUAUUACUAUAGAAGUUUUGGGAUGAAAAGGUCAUGUUGAUUUCAAGUUAUAUACCUGUUUUUGUUUAAUCUUGUAGUUGCAAUAUAGCAUUUAUCAUGCUG
This is a messenger RNA of Cynara cardunculus var. scolymus (artichoke), 1402 nucleotides long. Its product is annotated as cyclin-D1-binding protein 1-like. NCBI's taxonomy places the organism in Eukaryota, Viridiplantae, Streptophyta, Magnoliopsida, Asterales, Asteraceae. Gene Ontology annotation, biological process: regulation of cell cycle. Bases 99 to 1193 code for a protein of 364 amino acids. Gene Ontology annotation, cellular component: nucleus. The transcript is spliced from 4 exons. The record is from RefSeq and is a predicted model, not a curated record.